This is a messenger RNA of Blastomyces dermatitidis ER-3, 339 nucleotides long. RefSeq lists its product as uncharacterized. Bases 1 to 339 code for a protein of 112 amino acids. The transcript has 2 exons. The record is from RefSeq and is a predicted model, not a curated record. Lineage: Eukaryota; Fungi; Ascomycota; Eurotiomycetes; Onygenales; Ajellomycetaceae.
AUGAAGGAACUGCAGGACUCUGCAGACCCAACCCAGCAGCAUUCUGAGCAGGGCUCGGGGUCAUACACCACUGUAUUGACUGAGAGGGAGGGCGGCGUUGCAACAGCGGCGGGGGGGGCAGAGGACAGACUGGACACAGAUGCACUGACCGGCAGAACUGCUGCAGCUGUAAGAGAAGCAGGAGAAGAUGUGAUAAUGAGAGUGAUGCUCCCGCAGCUCAUUGACAUUGCUGCCUCCAACCUGGCUUUCUUAGCAGUCACAGAGGCCACUGCCGCACCACAAAGACAUUUACUCACUAGAAAACAUCAGAAUAAGUCCUUGAUUGUCCUUCAAGAAUGA